CCCCACUGCGCGCCCCCCGGCCCUGCGCCGCCGACGCUACCGGCCCUAUGGAUCGCAGCUCCAAGCGGAGGCCCGUGAAGCCCCUGGCCGCGUCCCUGCUCGAAGCGCUCGACUAUGACAGCUCCGACGACAGCGACUUUAAAGUGGGCGACGCUUCCGAUUCUGAAGGGAGUGGGAAUGGAAGCGAAGACCCUUCGAAGGACAGUGGAGAAGGGUCCUGCAGUGACUCCGAAGAGAAUGUCUUGGAGGAAGAUCUCGCCGAAGAAGCCAAGGCCGAGGCGGAACUGCUGAAGAGUGCCGGGGAGGGAGACGUCCUCGGGGCCGAGAAGGCCCUGGGGAAGACGGAGAAGAAGGAGGAGGAGAGCGCAGAGAAGCCCAAAAAGAGGAAGGACAAGGACAAGGCCGAGGGGACCGCCCCUGCCCCUGCACCCCCCGAGGAGCAGGCCAGCGAGCCCAAGAAGUGGAACCUCCGCCGGAACCGGCCCCUCCUUGACUUCGUGUCCAUGGAGGAGCUGAACGACAUGGAUGACUACGACAGCGAGGAUGACAACGACUGGCGGCCAACGGCCGCGCGGAGGAAAGGCAAGGCCGCCUCGCAGAGGGACGGCAGCGACGGUGACAAUGAGGACGACGAAGAUGACGGCAGUGGCAGCGACGAGGAUGACAAUGAUGAAGGCAACGACGAAGGUCACAGCAGCCCCGCCAGCGAAGGGCCGGGCAAGAAGAGGAAGAGUCAGGUCCUGAGCAGGACCAGCGCCGACGAUGAGGAACUGACCAAUGAUAGCCUGACCCUUUCCCAGAGCAAGAGCAAUGAGGAUUCCCUGAUUCUUGAGAAGAGCCAGAGCUGGAGCGCCCAGAAGAUGGAUCACAUCCUCAUCUGCUGCGUGUGCCUCGGCGACAACAGCGAGGACGCCGACGAGAUCAUCCAGUGCGACAACUGCGGCAUCACCGUCCACGAAGGCUGCUACGGCGUGGAUGGAGAGAGCGACUCCAUCAUGAGCUCGGCGUCGGAGAACUCCACGGAGCCUUGGUUCUGCGAUGCCUGUAAAUGCGGGGUGUCUCCCAGCUGCGAGCUGUGUCCGAACCAGGAUGGGAUCUUCAAGGAGACGGAUGCCGGCAGGUGGGUCCACAUCGUGUGUGCCCUGUACGUCCCGGGAGUGGCUUUCGGGGACAUUGACAAGCUGCGGCCGGUGACCCUGACCGAAAUGAAUUACUCCAAGUACGGGGCCAAGGAAUGCAGCUUCUGUGAAGAUCCUCGUUUCGCUAGAACUGGCGUGUGUAUCAGUUGUGAUGCGGGAAUGUGCCGGGCCUAUUUCCACGUCACCUGCGCCCAGAAGGAGGGUCUGCUUUCUGAAGCUGCAGCCGAGGAGGACAUCGCCGACCCCUUCUUCGCUUACUGCAAGCAGCACGCCGACCGGCUGGACCGCAAGUGGAAGCGCAAGAACUACCUGGCGCUGCAGUCCUACUGCAAGAUGUCUCUGCAGGAGCGCGAGAAGCAGCUGUCUCCGGAGGCCCAGGCCCGAAUCAAUGCCCGGCUGCAGCAGUACCGGGCCAAGGCCGAGCUGGCCCGCUCCACUCGGCCGCAGGCCUGGGUGCCCCGAGAGAAGCUGCCGCGGCCUCUCACCAGCAGCGCCUCGGCCAUUCGCAAGCUGAUGCGCAAAGCCGAGCUCAUGGGCAUCAGCACGGACAUCUUCCCCGUGGACACGUCGGACACGAGCUCCAGCGUGGACGGGCGGCGCAAGCACAAGCAGCCGGCCCUGACCGCGGACUUCGUCAACUACUAUUUCGAGAGAAACAUGCGCAUGAUCCAGAUCCAGGAGAACAUGGCGGAGCAGAAGACCAUCAAGGACAAGCUGGAGAACGAGCAGGAGAAGCUGCACGUGGAGUACAAUAAGCUGUGCGAGUCCCUGGAGGAGCUCCAGAACCUGAACGGGAAGCUGCGCACCGAGGGACAAGGCAUCUGGGCCCUGCUGGGCAGGAUCACCGGCCAGAAGCUCAACAUUCCGGCCAUACUGCGAGCGCCCAAGGAGAGGAAGCCCAGCAAGAAGGAAGGAGGCGCCCAGAAGGCCUCGGCCCUGCCGGCCGUCCUGUACAGCUGUGGGAUCUGCAAGAAGAACCACGACCAGCACCUGCUGCUGCUCUGCGACACGUGCAAGCUGCACUACCACCUGGGCUGCCUGGACCCCCCCCUGACCAGGAUGCCCAGGAAGACCAAGAACAGCUACUGGCAGUGCUCCGAAUGUGACCAGGCAGGGAGCAGUGACAUGGAGGCAGAUAUCGCCAUGGAAACCUUACCAGAUGGGACCAAACGAUCACGAAGGCAGAUUAAAGAACCAGUCAAAUUUGUUCCACAAGACGUGCCACCGGAACCCAAGAAGAUGCCCAUCAGAAACACGAGAACCCGAGGCCGCAAGAGAAGCUUCGUCCCUGAAGAGGAGAAGCCUGAGGAGAGGGUUCCUCGGGAGCGGCGGCAGAGGCAGUCCGUGCUCCAGAAGAAACCCAAGUCCGAAGACCUUCGCACCGAGUGCGCCACCUGCAAGGGCACCGGCGACAACGAGAACCUCGUCAGGUGUGAUGGCUGCAGACUCUGCUACCAUUUGGGCUGUCUGGACCCUCCCCUGAAAAAGUCUCCUAAGCAAACAGGCUAUGGAUGGAUAUGCCAGGAGUGUGACUCCACGUCUUCCAAAGGGAGGAACCAGAGAAAUGCUUUACCUCGUGUCCCCUGGAGCUGAGACUGGAGCCUGGACUGCCGCGACUCUCAUGGACAGGAGGAUGAGAAUGAAGCCGAGAGAAAGGAGGGCCCCCCGGAUCUCAGCCUAGAGCACAAACACUCCAGGAAGUGACGGCGUCCCACGUGGCUGGGCUAGGAGCGGACAGAGUCCUUGUUGUCCUAAGAGAGCACUCUAAUAAAGCAGUCCACCAUGGAAGCUCG
Molecule: messenger RNA, 2932 nt
Organism: Gracilinanus agilis (Agile Gracile Mouse Opossum)
Lineage: Eukaryota; Metazoa; Chordata; Mammalia; Didelphimorphia; Didelphidae
Gene: PHF14
Product: PHD finger protein 14
Exons: 19
Coding region: 48-2732 (894 amino acids)
Biological process (GO): regulation of transcription by RNA polymerase II
Source: RefSeq, a predicted model, not a curated record